AUGGAACGGAAAUCUCUGAGGAUGAUUAAUUUUCAGGAUGGCAUUCUCGAUUCGUUCUAUACAGCUUGCACGACGUUUCAACUCUACCCUCUGCGUCACAUCAGAGUAUGGGUAGCUGUCGGGUCUAGCAUAGAAGUAGCAUAUCUAGCAAAAGGUAUUUCACGAAUAUAUAUCCAGAUCCUUAAUGAAGGAAGUAUCCUGACUAUGAAUGGACCACAGAGGGUCAUCAAGUAUCAGUGUUGCCAUCAGAAGCCACUAACAAUGGGAUCCUGGCCAGUUACGCAACCACUUCCUCAACCACACGCUGAUAAUUCAGACUUCUUUCUCAGGGUUGAAGCUCGAUUCAUAAACAUAUCAUUCAAUGCCAGAAUAUUCUUUCGGAAUCUUAUCUGGCAAUCUUUGGAGGUCGUUUCGGCAUCUUGGAUUCGAUUUCUUUCUGCCCAAUCCAUGGGGAACCAGCACCAAAUCCUCACCCCUCCACAAACCACUGACCAGUCGACUUUUUGCCUCAGGGCACAGCUGGCGAUGGCUAAGGACGCAUCAAAGAUCACGCCAUCCCCUCCCUUGUCGGCGAUACAACCCCUAGAGGUAUCAGAACAACAUGGAUAUGUUACUGGAGUACACUCCAGUAAGAAGCCAUCACCAGCGAAGUCGCCUAAGGCCAUUGAGUCGCCAUGGACCUUCAACUUUCACCCGAGCACACGUGGCUACGCAGCUGCAGCUCUGGUGCUCUCUCGUUUACGAUCCUCGAAAGUAUGCCUCACGAUUCAGCUCCAAACAUUAAAAUCAUGCUUAGGGAGCAUAAAGAGGGGCGUUGUGAUCUCCAGCAAUGGCCUGGUACCGGUAUCUACUGUGGAAGCUACUGACAGGCUGGGCCUCCCAACUCAUGUAAUAAAUGAAGCUCAGAAAGUGGUGCUCUUGAAUACUGCCAGAAUUGGUCACUCAGGUAUUAGACGUAAUGAGCUAGCCGAUAUCAUGGCAAAACAAGCAAUCACGGAAGAAACUCCAGUAGAGGAUGCUUUUCCAAAACAAGUACUGGUUGCUGAGGAGUACGUUCGUAAAGAACCAGUCUAUUGCUCUUUUUCACCACAUGAAGAGUUUAUGGAGACUAACAAUACUUCAGACACACCACACUCUCUGGCAAGUUCGCGAGUACUUGUGGGCGGAUUUGACUCAACAGCUUCCUGCAGAACCUCACCAAAAUCCAUCAAUGGUCGCCCGGAGCCCUUCUUCCUUUCCAACGUCUCUCCACGGUUAAAUUGUUCAAACCAACGCCGCGCGAUAAUACCCUGGCAGCCAGUUUAUGAUACGCCAUUCCCAGGCAGGUUGCCAGUAGAGACAGCAUUAUCAUAUAGUCCGUACGUGACUAGAAGCGUCAGAGGAAGUUGCCAGAUGAAGCAAGACUAA
Nezara viridula (southern green stink bug) is the source of this 1407-nucleotide messenger RNA. Lineage: Eukaryota; Metazoa; Arthropoda; Insecta; Hemiptera; Pentatomidae. The record is from the annotation of a GenBank genome assembly.